AUGAUGUUAUCCGAGCAAGCCCAGAAGUGGUUUCCAACUCACGUGCAGGUCACCGUGCUUCAAGCCAAAGGUCUGAAGCCAAAAGGCAAAAGUGGCACCAAUGAUACAUACACCAUCAUCCAAUUGGGCAAGGAAAAAUACUCUACCUCUGUAGCAGAGAAAACCCUUGAUCCAGUCUGGAAAGAAGAGGCUUCUUUUGAGCUCCCUGGAUUGCUAAUGCAGGGGAAUCCAGAGAAAUACAUACUUUUCCUGGUAGUCAUGCACAGGUCUUUGGUGGGUCUGGAUAAAUUUUUGGGGCAGGUGGCAAUCAAUCUCAAUGACAUCUUUGAGGACAAACAGAGAAAGAAAACAGAGUGGUUUAGGUUAGAAUCUAAACAAGGGAAAAGAGCCAAAGACAGAGGAGAAAUAAAGGUCAACAUUCAGUUUAUGAGGAACAAUAUGACAGCCAGUAUGUUUGAUCUAUCAAUGAAGGACAAAACAAGAUCUCCUUUUGCAAAACUAAAAGAUAAAAUGAAAGGCAGAAAGAAUGAUGGGACGUUUUCUGAUACAUCUUCAGCGAUCAUUCCAAGUACGCAUAUACCUGAUGCUAACACUGAACUCUCAAAUAGUGAAGUACAGAUGAAAUCCAAACCAAAAAAGCCUUUUCUUUUGGGACCUCAGCGACUCUCUUCAGCUCAUUCAAUGUCUGAUUUAACGGCAUCACAUGUUUCUUCAGAGAAAUUGAAGACUAGCACUAUUGGUCAUACACAUCUUUUCAGGCGCCAGUUAGAGUCUUUCGAAUCUGUUGAGGAAAGUGGAAGUCUCAAAUCUCCACAUAGAAGAACAUUAAGUGCUGAUACUUCUAAAAUCAACCAACCUGACAGCAUAGUUGAUGAAGGUGAAUCAUCUUUUGGAACACAAAAUGACCCAUUUACAAAUGUGACUGCUUCAUUACCCCAAAAAUUUGCAACACUGCCAAGAAAGAAAAAUCCAUUUGAAGAAAGCAGUGAAUCAUGGGACAGUGGCGUGAAUUUAUUUUCAAAAUCAGUUGAAGUCAAAAAAGAAAAUAAAAGAGAGAAAAGGGAGAAAGUUAGUCUUUUUGAAAGAGUGACUGGGAAAAAAGAUAGCAGGAGGUCUGACAAACUUAGCAAUGGGGGAUCGGACAGUUCUUUUGACUUGAAAUCACCUAAUGCAUUUAUGGAAAAUCGCCAGGAUUAUUUUGAUUAUGAUUCUACUAACCCGUUUACAACAAACUUCAGGACUACAAACAUGAUGCCGUCUUCUAGUUUUCAUAUGAAACCGACAAGCAGUGAAGAUCUCAGGAAAACACUGGAUAGCAAUCCUUUUGAUGCCACUGCAGGGUAUCGAAGUCUUACCUAUGAAGAAGUGUUGCAAGAACUGGUGAAACACAAAGAACUACUUAAAAGGAAAGAUACCCACAUCCGUGAGCUUGAGGACUACAUUGACAAUCUUCUUGUAAGAGUAAUGGAAGAAACUCCAAGUAUUCUCAGAGUGCCAUAUGAACCUUCAAGAAAAGCUGGCAAAUUUUCUAAGAGUUAAUAAGUCAGUUAACGCUGUGUUUCGUACUUUAAACAGUGCUGAUGGAAGACACUGCACAACAGGUUUAAAUUUUGUUCCUUUUUUUCCUGUUAAUUUCUCAGAAAUUGCUUUAAGUUUAACUAGUAGUGGGGAUUGCCAAAAAAGUGUCAUCUCUGAAGUGAGCUAAGUGAUAUAAAUCUUUAAAUUAAAAAAGGCUAGCAUCUCUAGGGUAUGUAACUUUUCCUUGGGUGUAAAUUAGGCCUUCUAAGCCUACUUCCCUACUUCCUGAUUAAUCUAUUGGUGCGGACAUUUACCUUAGUAACAUUCACCUUCCAAAAUGCCUGUCUGUUGCUAAGACUUUUCAUCAUUCAGAUCCUGCCUUCUGAAGUGUGAUAAAUUUUUUGAUUUUUUUUUUCAGAAAUCAAUUUGAGGAUAAUAUUUAGCCACAAAACUACUAAUUACGUAUAUGUACAAAUAAGCAUUUUAUAUUUAUAAUUGAUACAUUUUAAUGCUGAAUUUCCCAUGUACUUCAUUUGAAUGUGUGAAUGUGUUUUAUUUAUUGGUGCAAAUCAAAAAUCAGUUCUUACUAGUAUUACUGUUUAUGCAGAAACUGUUUUGACUCAAUCCUAACCAUGUGAUAACUUGGUUUGAAAGGGAACUGCAAUGUAAUGUAAUACUCUAAAAUCCAUUCCUGGUAUUCAUCAGAAGAAAUGACCCAAAAGUGGUGGAGUGUCAUACUUAUGUAAUAUUGAGACUCUCUUAGGAUAUUUCAACUUUAAGAUCUUAGAUAUUUGUUGGAGCUCAUAUUUUUUUUAUCCUAAAGUUUGAGUUUUGUGUGAAAACUGUAAAGUUGGUAACAAACUAAUAAAAUACGUGGGGUUUUUUUUUUUGGUAAAGAUUUUGCAUGCUUUUAAAGAUGUGGACAAGUUGUUACAAAGAAAAAUGUCAAAAGAAAGUUGGAGGAAGAGGAAAGAUAUAGUCAAAUACUUGAAUAAUUUGUAAUAGAGGCACAUAAGACAUUUAGAAAUGAGCAUAAAAUGGGUUGUGUUGUAGGAAUAUUGACAAAACCAAAAUACAUUUUAAACAUUAAGAGUUUCAGGGUAAGGAAUUUUUAAACUUUAAACCUAAAAAAAGGCUAGAUAACGGGAUUGUGAAAUUUUAGUGCACGUCUUUACUCAAUAAUAUAUAUUUACAUUUCUUAAGGUUCAGUUAGUGAUAUGAUUUUUUUUCUGGUGAAUUUUUCAUUCCUCUACAGAGCACGCUUAGUUACUUUUAUAGGUCAUCUUUAGAUAUUGUUGUAAAAUGCAUGUGAAAUUAUCCCAUCAUUUCAGGUGGAAAUGUAGUGGUGAAAAAAAAAGUUUUUGUUUUUAAACUUUAUGUUUGAUGACUUUAAAGAAAUUAUUACAAUGAUAAGCUAAGAAGGAAGCUUUAUCUUCUUAAUGUUAAGAUGUUAAGUUCAUUUCAAAAAUUUGGGAUAUGUCUUUCUGCACCCUGUUGUCCCUGUUCUUUAAUGAACUUUGUAAUUUUUCUGAUACUUAUAGCUCAGCUUCACUAAAAAUAUAUAAUAAAGUAGAUGUAAUUCAUAAAAAGAGCUAAAGGACUUCUUUUUAAGAUAGUAUUUAGAAUUAUCUUUUUGAUCAUUUUAAUAUUUGGGGUCAGAGACUAUUGAGUGUACUUAUCCGAAGGAUCUGGCCUUUAUUUACAAGAUUUACUUGCUUCUCCUAAGGAAGCAUCAUUUUAAAGUUCUGAAAUAAUUUUCAUAAGUAGCAUGUAGUUCAUUUUCUAAAAUUAGGAAGAUGGGAAAUGGAAAAUUGAUUUUGCCCAUUUUUUUCCCAAACUUACUUUAUGUUUAGAAUCUAUAGUCACUAUACCUCAAAUAUCAAUGUGUUUUUUUUCUAAUUUGAAGUCUCAGUAACAAAUAUUUUUGAAUCUGGUGCCAAAGGUUAUGAUUUUUAUCACUAUGAUUCACUUAGAUUUAAAAAAACCCAAACAAACAUUAAAUCUUUUUUUAAAGAUCAAAAGAUAAGGUUAGAGUCAUUCAUUUCUGCCACAAAGAUUCUUGGAUAUUUUAGUAUACUUUGGCCAAAUUUGCUUUUACAUAAUUAAUUUUUAUUUUGCCAUAGGUACCCACAUAUCUCAUGUCGUAAGUAUGACACAAUCAAAUCUACUUUAAAGGAGAGGAUAUUUUCCUGCAUAAAGAAUCAAGAAUCAAUAAGCUGUUCGUUUUUAUCAUUGUAAGCCAAAAUGAGUAUUAUAUUAAAACUUGAUUUUAAUUGCACUUAGUACCACCUGAAACUAUUUCAAUUAUUGGUUACUGUCACAUGACUUAGAGCUGAAUGCUGUUUUCAUUAUAAUUACAUUAUAAAUCAAUGUAAUUAAAAGCAGAGAAAAAAAUUACUCCUCAGAUUUUGUUUACAAAUGAAAGUGUCUUUACUCUGUCCUUGGUUGAAAGUAGAAACAAAACUGUCUUCAAUUUUUAGAAUUGCAAAAAGGCAGAAAAUAAUAUCUUAGCUUGUAUUUUUGAAGUAUAACUUUAUAAUUAUUCACAUUAUCAGAGAUUUGAUUAUGUAUUUUUUUAGGUUAGUAGUUUAGAAAUGAGGGUACAAUUAAUGAUUUUUUUUAACAGAAAGUAUGAUACUUAUAAACAUAUUUAUUCCUCUUUGUGCUGAAACACAUCUAUAUACUCCAAAGCAUUUCACUGGUCUUUUAAUCAUAAAACGAUUUACACAGUAUAUCUCAAAACCUGUUAUAAGCUGAGAAACUUCUAUUGUAUUGAUUUAAAAGGUUUUAUUUUGUAAAAUCACUUCUACAUGCAAAUUUCAUUUCAGUAUUAAUUCCAAUUUAGUUAUAAUAAUAUUGGAAAUACUUGCCCACAGUUAAUUCUUUUAACUUUCAUUUAUGGGACAAAUACCAGAGUCAUAUUUUAGAAUUGUAGUUAAAAUUAUAACUUAUUACCCAUUCAAGAAGAAUGUAUAACAUUUAGAUGUUACUUUUUGCUGCUAUAUUUUGUAUUGAAUUUGUUUUGUCACCUUUGCAUGCAUGAAUGUAGCAUUAUCCAUAGAUUAGCCACAACUACAUCUAUUGCUUUUGGCAGGAAAUCAAGAUCUAGUUUUAAUUUUCCAGCUGUGAAAAUGUUACGUGGUUCUUAAAACAGAUUUCAUGAACAGAAACCCAAGCAAAACUAAGCUCAUCAGUGAACAACUUGCUUUCUUCCCAUGUGCUUCCCUUACCCCCAUUUUCCUCAAAGGGACGGGAUGCAUUUUCUUUGACUAGGAGAAUCUUAAAAAGAAAUAAGAACUGCUUUCUUUAAUGUAUCUACAAGAAAUGUUGUACCAGAGGUUUCAUUUUCUUCUAUAGCUUUUAAGAAAGAGCCCAUCUUGGAUUUGUAAAUCAAUCCGAAACUUUUUGAUGUUCAUGUACUCAUACAUCUUGUUGAUAUGGUAGGUGUAAGUUGUGUGUGUUAAAAUGAACUUUAAGAGCAUGUUGAUUCACUUACUCUCUUUGAAGUAAGAGGUGAAGGAUUAUGGCAUUGCUAGUUCAUGAUACUAGAUUUAAAGGUCUGUCAGCACUUCCAUUGUAAACUCCAUUUUAAUGGAUUUAUAACUUUAAUAAUCCAGAUGUAAUCAUUGGAAGUAUUUAAUAUGCAAUAGAUAGCACCUUAACUAAUCUGCAUAUGAAGGGUUUUCAGAUGCAUUUAUUAAGAACUGUAGAAGCUCUUCAAGCAUUAAACUAGACUUGACAUCAUUUAUUUCAUUUAUUUUUUAUGUCAAAGAAUCCACUCUUAUGUGGAAUUGAAAUCUGUUACAAAUAAUACAUUUGGGCUUAUUCAUGUUAGAAGCUUCCAGAUGUUUUGUAUUUUGAAGUAUGAAGAAUUGCUGCAGAUCCUAGAAUGUGUAUAUUUAGCAGGUAUGCAAAAGAUAUAAACAAUAUUUAUAAUAAAAGAGUACAUACUUGUCUUAUUAAAAAUACUAUAGUAACUUGUACACAUUUUUGAAGGUACAAAAUUCACAAGUAUAUUUAAAUAUUGUAUAAUGUGACACCAAAUUUAUGUAAUCUGAUGCAUGAAGAAUCAGAAUUUUUAUAUUACAUAUGAUAAGUAUUGAUUUAUUAUAGCUGAUUAAAGUGUAUAAUUUUAAUAUUUUAUUUAAUUGCAUGUCUAAAAUAUUAAUAAAUUUCCAAGUACAU
Molecule: messenger RNA, 5703 nt
Organism: Phascolarctos cinereus (koala)
Lineage: Eukaryota; Metazoa; Chordata; Mammalia; Diprotodontia; Phascolarctidae
Gene: RAB11FIP2
Product: RAB11 family interacting protein 2
Biological process (GO): regulated exocytosis
Cellular component (GO): phagocytic cup; endosome
Molecular function (GO): small GTPase binding
Source: RefSeq, a predicted model, not a curated record